UGGCGACAUUUAGGUAUGUUUUUGAUAAGGGAGGGGUAGAAGAUGGAGCGUUGUAUGUAAAUGCUUCAACGAAAGUUAUUAUAUUACGGCAUCUUUUAUAUUUUAUUAGCGUAGUAUCAAAAACGCAUGGAUCCAAUAUUGCUAAUUAUAUUUUGCUAGUUAAAUGCACCCAUAUUGUGUUUGUUAAAAAAAUAUACAACAGUAGUGUGGUUUGUAGUUUGGACUUCCCCUUCAGAUUAUUUCCCCCCCCCCCCCCCCCCUGGUUCGAAAUGGGGGAUCUGGACUCGUUCAACGACGCGAUCCUGGCGGUGCUGGAGUGCCCCGUGUGCACGGAGUACAUGAGCCCGCCCAUCUUCCAGUGCAAGACGGGCCACAAGCUGUGCAGCAGGUGCCGGCCGCAGCUGAGUGUGUGCCCGACCUGCAAGGAGACCUGCCUGGACCUCAGGAACUACGUGGCGGAGGAGCUGGCCGAGAAGCUCAUGUACCCGUGCGUGAACGAGGACGCCGGCUGCCGGGCGAAGCUCCAGCUGCGGGCGAUGGCUCGGCACAACGCCGAGUGUCCCUGCCGGCUGUACGACUGCUUGGGGGCCGACUGCGACUGGCGGGGCCGGGCCCCGGAGAUGCUGCAGCACCUCAAGGGGUCCCACGGCAUGGCCUGGAUGACCGCGCAGAACCCCCACCUCUACUAUGACCGCUUCGACCUGUCCUCGGACUUCUACGAGCGGGACGCCAUCGACGCGUUUGGGCAGCUGUUCUGGUACCACUUCAGGCGCGACGCGGAGAAGCGCAGGGUGUUCGUGGCGGUGCAGUUCGUCGGCGACGAGAAGCGUGCCUCCGAGUACAGGUACCAGGUGUUCCUCUUCUCUCCCGACGGCAAGCAGUGGGUCGAUUUUGUCAACGUGACCCACAAAGACACCGUGAGCUUCGACCAAAUUAUCGACAGCAAAAAAUGUUGUUGUGUCGACUUUGAAUUGGUUGAAGAUUUACUUGAUGACGACCUGACUUUAAAAUUCAGAAUUAACUUGUGUGAGUCUCAAAAUUCUUCCAUUUCAAAUGCAGUUAUGUAAGUGCAUCAAUUACCUAAGGUCCUAUUCUUUCCAAUCAUGUUUCAAUAUAUCAGCCAUUUAUAAAGGUGGAGGUGUUUUUCAGUGACAGCAGCAGCUCAUAGCCAAAAACAUCAGGCUGUCUCUUGAUGAACAAACAUUCUUAUGGUAGAUGUGAUUUGUGUUCAAAGUAAAAAUAUUAUUUUUAACUGUUUGAUUCAGAAAGCUAUUAUAUUUUGAACUAUGAGCAUAUUAUGGUAUGAAUCAGGUGUCAUUCAUGCCUGUUGUAACAUGAAUUUUUUUGUACUCUUGUAUGUCCGAAGCUUGGUUCAUACAAAGAUGUAGUUAGAAUGUGAUAUUUAUUGUAAUUGUUUUGUCCAAGCUCAAAUGUAAGGUACAGUAAUACCCUUAACUUAUGCAAUAGGUGGGUCCGAGUUAUAACCAUGUAAGUCGAAUUUGCUUAAGUCUGGAUACAAUUUUGCACAUAAAUACAUACCUAUAAAUUAUGUUAAGUUUGGACCGGAGACUAAAAAAUAUAUAAUUUAGAAAAAAUCUAAGAAAUGUUAACUAAUAAAAUAAAUUAUAUUAUUAUGAAUUGCAAAAACGUAAACUGUUGUUACUUUCGUAGAAGGCUUCAUAAAAUUUAACGAAGUCGUCUGACGGAUCAAAUAUUUUUUCUUCUCACAAAUUUUCCUUGUAGCACGUGUGGACAGAGUGGAGAAUUGAGAGUUGUGGGAAGUUAAAACAAAAGACAAACAAAUCGACAAGAAGAUGUAAAAAUGUAAAAAUCACGUAACUCCAGCGGGGUAGCAUAAGUCAAGGUAUUACUGUACUUCAUUGAGUCACUGGUACAGUAAACUCGUGAUGAUCAAUUGAGGCAAUGCCCCUUAUAAUUACAAAUCAUAAAUAAUCUUUAGUUAAUGUACAUUCUGAAGUUGCAUGGACCUAGGAAAGAUCUCAAACAAGCUCUUUUCUAAUAUAUACUUUGGUCCUUGUUGAAUUUGACAAAAUAUUAACUGGAUUUUAAUUAAACUUUAUUGUUAGUAUUUGACAUCUGCCUAAUUUUUUGGUACUUUAAAGGGUAUCAAUGACCUUUUAUCCCUAAAGUAAGCAAAAACUUUUGCAGGUGUGGCACAGCUGGCCUACCCUCCGAAGCCGUACAGAGUGCGGCCCUGCCUCUUCAAGGCGUACACGACGUCCAUUGCAGUGACGGUCUUUCUCUUGGCGUGCUCUGUGUGGGUGACAGCAUCGCGGAUCACGUUUUCCAGGAACACUUUGAGCACGCCUCGUGUCUCCUCGUAGAUGAGGCCCGAGAUGCGCUUCACUCCACCGCGCCUGGCCAGCCUACGAAUGGCCGGCUUGGUGAUGCCCUGGAUGUUGUCACGCAGCACCUUCCUGUGACGCUUAGCGCCACCUUUCCCCAGACCUUUUCCGCCCUUUCCGCGCCCGGUCAUGUUUGCGUGCUCCUGCCAAACUCUGAGUGAGUGGCCAGUGCUAAGGCCAUAAUCAGUGAUUUAUAAACUAUUGAAACUCAAAUUACUUAGUCUGCAGUUAAUCAAAUGUCUUUAAGCAUCUUUUGCCAAAAACGGGCAUAGACAAAUCUCAUUUUCUUUACUGAUAAAUAAAUACACAGUUGAUUUUCCGUGGCUUUUUAAGAGGCCGCAAACUAAGACUGAGAUACACCAUAGCAAAAGUAUUUUCAAUCUGCCUUGUAAAGUGGCGUCUCAUAGACUGCUCAAACAUGGGUGCAGAGACAGUAGUUACUACAUUCUUCAAAAACCAUUUUAUAGUCAAUUGGGGUGAAAUUAUUAAUGUUUAGAUGACCGUAGGAGAAUUUAUAAAGGUCCUCUAUGUUGUAUGCAAGGGUUCUCGGAAGUUGUAUGAAUGAAUGAAUGAAUGAAUUAGGUCUUAACAUUUUGUCAACACUGUCGUUAGAAACAAUGAGUGGAUGAUGUAAUGAGAAUGGAUGCAGGCCUGCCAGUUAAAAACUACACCAACCAAGUUCACCACUUGCGAAAAAUCAGUCUCAAGUUGUGAUCUCCAAGGCAUCGUGCUCAUGUGGUAAGUGGUGAUCUCAUAACCAACUCCCUGUGACUCAUAAAUUUGUGCACAAACAGAUGCUACCCAUGUGGAUCGAAUCCUGCUAUAUAAGAUUUUAGUUCCCGCCCAUAUUAAGACUUUCUUUGCAUAGUCAUGGGUCAUUGAUUCCUACUUUCAAGUAUGAACUGUACGCAACAACUAAAUUUCCAAAGGGGGGUCGAUAUACCUUUUUAUAAAGAAACAUCGAUCCCCCCUAUUGAAGUGGGGGGGUCCGGGGGUCCUCCCCCGGGAAAAUUUGUAUUUCAAGGUGGAAAAUGGUGCUAUUUAAGCAGUUUUAUUAUCUAAAAAUUGAUUGCACAGCACUUUCUUUGCCCCCGUUUGCCCCCACUUCAAGGUUUCAGAGGGGGAGGGGGGGGCAAAAUACCCUUGCCCCCCCUGUUGUUGCAUCCCUGAACUAUACACAGUUUCUUGUAUUGUGUUUUUGUGUAAUUCAUUCGUUGAAGCUGUUCACCAGCAGAAAUAAAUAAAUAAUUGACAAACAUGAGUGAGUCUAGGCUGGUGCAUGAUGGAGCGUGCUGCCGUGCGUGUGGAACGGACGGCCGAGAGAAGAUGCAUCAAGUGGUGACGGCACACGACGAUGUUCCAGCGUGUACUGCGGGCGAAGUAGAAACUAGGUGGAUAAUACCAUUCAUCGUCAGGCAGUUAACAAAAGUUACACUAAAGAAUGAGUAAUGACACAACAAAAACAGCUAAUGAAGGCUAGGUUUUAAUGAGAAGUAAAGAAGCUACUGCUGUAUGUGCUUAUGAGAAAAAAUAAAUUGUAUGCCCGCUUGUGCCUUA
Bacillus rossius redtenbacheri is the source of this 3923-nucleotide messenger RNA. Its product is annotated as probable E3 ubiquitin-protein ligase sinah. NCBI's taxonomy places the organism in Eukaryota, Metazoa, Arthropoda, Insecta, Phasmatodea, Bacillidae. Gene Ontology annotation, cellular component: cytoplasm. The record is from RefSeq and is a predicted model, not a curated record. Gene Ontology annotation, biological process: multicellular organism development; proteasome-mediated ubiquitin-dependent protein catabolic process. The coding region runs from base 270 to 1067 and encodes 265 amino acids. The transcript has 2 exons. Gene Ontology annotation, molecular function: ubiquitin conjugating enzyme binding; zinc ion binding; ubiquitin protein ligase activity.